This is a messenger RNA of Penicillium waksmanii, 1092 nucleotides long. RefSeq lists its product as uncharacterized. Bases 1 to 1092 code for a protein of 363 amino acids. Gene Ontology annotation, biological process: dehydro-D-arabinono-1,4-lactone biosynthetic process. The record is from RefSeq and is a predicted model, not a curated record. Gene Ontology annotation, cellular component: cytosol. Gene Ontology annotation, molecular function: D-arabinose 1-dehydrogenase [NAD(P)+] activity. The transcript has a single exon. Lineage: Eukaryota; Fungi; Ascomycota; Eurotiomycetes; Eurotiales; Aspergillaceae.
AUGAGCCUGUCUCGAAUUCUCCCUCCCAUGAUUCUUGGAGGUGCCGGUUUUAGCCACCAAGUUCAUCGGAACCCCAAUUCGGUUCAAGCACUACAGGUCUUGAAGCGCGCGUUUCAGUUAGGGUUGCGAGCCAUUGAUACCUCGGCAUAUUAUCACCCAUCUGAAAUCCUGUUAGGCGAAGCACUCUCACAUCCCGACAUUACCAGCCACUACACUCGCGACCAAUACUUUCUCAUGACCAAAGUCGGACGUAUCACAGCCGAACAAUUCGACUAUUCUCCUGCCUGGAUCCGAAAGUCGGUCCUGCGUUCUUUAGAGCGCUUGCGCACCCAGUACCUUGAUGUUGUGUUCUGUCACGAUGUUGAAUUUGUACCCGAAGAUGAAGUUGUCGAGGCUGUGGGUGUCUUAUUCAGAAUGGUGGAGGAAGGACACAUUAGAUAUGUUGGGAUAUCAAGCUACCGAAUUGAUAUUCUCGGUCGCAUCGCCCAGCGAGUCCAACAGAAAUACUCUCGAUCCCUUGACAUUGUACAGAAUUGGGCACAGUUAACUUUACAAAAUGAUACGUUGGCGGAAGUUGGCCUCGAGGCAUUCAAAGAGGCCGGUGUCUCUUGUGUCUGCAGCUCUAGCCCCCUGGCUAUCGGUCUUCUUCGAUCAAAUGGCGUGCCAGUUGGGGACUUGGGAGACUUUCAUCCGGCGCCUCGAGGAUUGAGAUUAGCGGCGAAGGAAGCGGCUGAUUAUGUUGCGGCACAAGGAGACGAUCUGGCAGCACUGGCGCUGCGAUAUUCAAUCCGUCGUGCCCAAUCUUUAUCCACUCCAGAUUUUAGAGUGACGACAAUUAUGGGGAUCACGACAGUUUCUGAACUAGAGGAAAAUCUUGCGACGGCAGGACUUGUUCUUCAAGUGUCAGACCAGCCACGCUGGCUUUGGAACGCAGAUUCUGGGUCUCGGGUGGAGGCUGAUCCAUUCAAGACGAAGAAAGACGAAGAAUUAAGUCUAGCAGUGAAGAAUAUUCUGGGGGAAUGGUGUGGUUAUUGUUUUCCCAGCCCAGGAGACGGAUGGGAUGUGUCAACGAAGAAGCCGAAGAUUGUGUGA